Molecule: messenger RNA, 1284 nt
Organism: Symbiodinium sp. CCMP2592
Lineage: Eukaryota; Dinophyceae; Suessiales; Symbiodiniaceae
Source: the annotation of a GenBank genome assembly
AUGGUGAAGCAUGAAGAAGCAUUCGCUGAGGCGGCGAGACUGCGCGAGACGCAGCUGAUGGGCGAGCGUGAGGAACUUCGCAAGCUGCUGGCAGCCAGCGAGAUCCGUGCCCAGACGGAACUUGCAAAAGCUCUCUGCCACGGGCGCCUGCGAGAGACCACGGCGACUCUGGAAAGCCGCGCGGCGAGCGCGGAGCAGCAGCUGCAACUCCACGUGGCCAAGCAGGCUGCUUUGACAAAGGGAUUGGAGGAAGCCUGCAACAGGGCUUGCCAGACAGAUGGCGAGGAGCACGUGACGUUGGAGGCAGCUUGCCGAACAUACAGCGAGGAUUCGUUGCCGGAGACCUCGGCCGAAGAUGGUGCUGGGGAAUUCACCCAUUCCGACCUCCUCAUGCUUGAAAAGCAACGAGAGAACGGAGCCACCAUGGGUUCCACUGGUGCACACAAGCUGGAUUCCGUCGCUGAGACGGCGAAGGCAGCCAUCGAUCCGUUCCAUCCGUCCUUCGAAGCUUUGCCUGUUCUGUUACAGCAUCUCUCCGUUGAUGAUAUUAUGGAGUGGCGAGUGACUUGCUGUCAGACCGUUCAACCCAAGGUCUUGAUACAUCACCUCUCUGAAAUGGGCAGGUUGGACAGGUCCCAGUCAAUCAUCGAUUUUUCGGUGCAGUUUGACUUCGCUACAACAGACCCGGUCACCUCCGAAGUCCAAAUGGCAAAGGAUUGCCGACAAAACAAGCUCUUCGAGUGCCGCUGGUGGUGUAUGAGGCUGGCGUGCGCGGACAAAACCCAUUUUCCAGAAAGUGAUGUAAACGACAUCGUCACCGAGAACCUUCGAUCUCUCUUGGUGCACUGCUGUGACGUGGAUGUAUCCGUGAGACUUGCUGCGCACCAUCUUGUUGAGAACUAUGCGUGUGGCGGCCUGCCUUUUGUGCAGCAAUUGAUUGCCGAAGCCAUGCUUGACCGGAUGGAAGACCUGCUGCCAGAGUCCGUUGAAAUCAGCAAAGAGGCCCUGGAGCAGGCAAUGCAGUGUGCAACGCAUCUUACUAGCAUUCUGCGUGCACUGACGAAACCUCAACGUCAGAAGUGGGUGUCCUUGCUGGUCAGAGCCCUCCAAAAUGUGGAGCAGGACCAAGACCAGGAGACACUGAUUUCUGAUCUGAAGAUCCUGUGGCGAGUUGAUGGCGAUCCGCGACGAAGCUAUGCGGAAGCAGAGCAGCAACUAAAAGCUUUCUCAAUGCAUGCCAACAGGCAUUUGCAGACGGAGAUUUGGCAUCUCCACUACUGCUGA